AUGUUCAUAUUACGCGUCCAAAGAAAUUGGCAUCUUAUGGCGCGGCAGAUGCAGCGACUCCUCAAACAGAUGAAGGAUAUGGCCGAAAAGCAAGACGCAGACUUCAACGAUAUCCUUGUAGGCUUGGGCAUCAACAUGGAUUUUAUCAUUGAUCUGGGAAUUCUUGCUCCACUGUCUGAGGCCACGGAUGGUGAACUGCGCUGGCCAAAAGAGUGGGUUGAGCCCAAAGGCACAUUCGAUGCCAACUUGGACAUGCUUAAAAGUUGGGUCAUUGAUUGUAACUCAAGACAAGAGGACGAGGCCGAGGCCGAGGCCGAUGCUCCACGCCUGGUCAAGGGCCAAGGCUGUUUGUUUACGCCGCCUCGUCUAACUGAGAGACAAAAGCGAGACAUUUUUAAACGUCAAUGA
Fusarium subglutinans is the source of this 408-nucleotide messenger RNA. RefSeq lists its product as uncharacterized. NCBI's taxonomy places the organism in Eukaryota, Fungi, Ascomycota, Sordariomycetes, Hypocreales, Nectriaceae. The record is from RefSeq and is a predicted model, not a curated record. The transcript has a single exon. The coding region runs from base 1 to 408 and encodes 135 amino acids.